Messenger RNA from Priapulus caudatus, 1582 nucleotides. RefSeq names its product VWFA and cache domain-containing protein 1-like. The record is from RefSeq and is a predicted model, not a curated record. NCBI's taxonomy places the organism in Eukaryota, Metazoa, Priapulida, Priapulimorpha, Priapulimorphida, Priapulidae. The transcript has 11 exons. The coding region runs from base 20 to 1369 and encodes 449 amino acids.
ACCUUGGUAUCUGCGUGCGAUGAGUAAUCCAGGCAAGCUGACGAUAUCAGCGCCCUACAGAGACGCGCUCAGUGCUGACGUUGGUUACGUCGUCACUCUCAGUCACACAAUAGUCCAGCCAGCCAAGUCUGGAGGCAACACAGGUGUCGCCACUGUCAGUGCUGUAAUGGGAGCAGACUACACACUCUCUCACUUCUACAGUCUGCUGGCCAUGAAUGACGCUUGCAAUGGCAAGUCAGCAAUCGCCAAAAAAUAUGAUACAAGGUGUUUUGUGAUGGACAGCAGUGGUUUUAUUGUCAUACACAACGAUUUUAUCAAGCAUGCCUCACCAGGUUGUGACUUCGACUUGCAAUCAGCUAGAGCUCAUGCAGAAAACGUUCAUAUUACUGGAAAGAGCGAUCUGUUUGGUGUGGCUGAAGAUCUCAUAGAAAAGGGAUUGUUAAAGAAGCAAGCCUGUGUGAACUUCCAGAGCACUAAAUACCAACACUAUUGGCAGAUGGCCGAGAUGACGAGUAGUGCAUAUGGAGAGGCAGGAAGGUGCAGUCAGUACCAGCUGUGGCCUGUCGAUGACUCUAACAUCUACAUCGCUGUACUGUUUGAUGAGAAGGAAUGUUCUAAGCAGCAGAAGGGCUCGACCAACAUGCCCUCAAAGCGAAGACACUGCACUGCGUGUGAUCUGCGCAAUCUAGACCAGUAUCCAACAUGCAGGGACACUCGUCCAGAAGCUUGUGAUUGUCCGUGCACGUCUGCUGCCAGCUACGGUCACUGCCAAGACCAAUACACACUUAAAUCGGACGACUGGCCAACGUGCGUACCGGAACCGCCACAGUACCGAGGCGACUUCGGUGUGGAGCCAAUGUGGCAGGGCAUAUCGGAAUGUUAUCUGACUAACUGCAGUGAGCACACGAGUGACUUUACCUGCCUGGAUAACACGUGCGCGUGGGUGUGUGAGUCCUGUGUGUCUAGGGAACAGUGCCACCAGGAGUCCACAAAGUGUCCCACUGCGUCAGGGUUUGCAGCCAGCAAGGGUGGGGCAGGUAUCAUCGCUUUGAUAGUGCUGUUAGUGCUAGCUCUCCUAGCCAUCCUGCUUGUCGUCGUCUGUGUUAUCCGGAGGAGGAAGAAGAAUGCGAGCCGACAGAAUACGGAGAACGAAGAGAGAGAUCCACGUGUUUCUGUCCAUAUCCAUGACCUUCCCGCAGUUCCGCAGGGAGGUGCGGCAGGGUUCGACAACGAAGGGUAUGUUAGGAACGCCAAGGGAGUGCACAAUCAGCAGGAUGGUGGCGCCAUUGCUGCUGCGUAUGAUUUGCAACCACACCGACACUCCCGUCCCCCGGCAUACUCCCCGAGUUGGUUCUACCGUUCAACGUGAUCUGGCUGCGAUUGGCUUGCCUCUGUAUUACUUAAUGCACAGCAUAUAAUGUUGGACUGCCCUCGGUCAUAUUUCUAUUGUUUAAUUUUCCAGUAUGAACCUUGCUGAACAUCCACGAGUUUCAGUGCGUGCUGUUAAUUCGUGAAAAGAGGGCCGCUAAAGCGGGGGACACACCAUGCGAAUUUAUUCGCACGUUUGCAGCGCUUGUAAAAU